Drosophila subpulchrella is the source of this 4074-nucleotide messenger RNA. Its product is annotated as mothers against decapentaplegic homolog 6-like. Gene Ontology annotation, cellular component: heteromeric SMAD protein complex. The transcript is spliced from 8 exons. Gene Ontology annotation, biological process: transforming growth factor beta receptor signaling pathway; BMP signaling pathway; SMAD protein signal transduction. Gene Ontology annotation, molecular function: transcription regulator inhibitor activity; I-SMAD binding. The record is from RefSeq and is a predicted model, not a curated record. Lineage: Eukaryota; Metazoa; Arthropoda; Insecta; Diptera; Drosophilidae. The coding region runs from base 785 to 2515 and encodes 576 amino acids.
UUUCAACCGCGCCGCUUGUGUGCUCGUUCGCCGUUCGAGAAAUCCGAAAGAUAUCAACAAAAAGAUGGAUACUUGACGUAUUGCCACGAGAAAUAUUCCGAAAAAUUGUUAUUUGUGUGUCGGGACUGGUAAACGAUUUUCGGUUCGAUUUGAAUGCAGGAAACUCGGACUUUAACGCCUUUUUUCCGUAUUUUUUCGUUAAUUUUCGCAACGGCUACGAGUUUUGUGAGGUUGUUGUAAACGCGGGCGUCGUAAACAACAACAAACAAGUGCAGUGGAGUUGUUGUACGCUUCAGAACUGAAAAAGUGAAGGAGGAAAUAGGAAAAGUUCAAUGUAAAAUACAAAAUAUCAAGUGAACUUUAUAACAUAUCAAAUACCAACUUACAUAUCAUCUACUAUAAUUAUACAAAAAGAAAGGAAUAAAACGGAUACCGCUUGCAAAACAAUCUUAAAACAAGUGCACACCACUGGAGGACACAUAUCAAGCCCGUCGAAAGCAUAUCAAAGCCAGCGAGUGAUACGAGGAGUAAAAAACAAUUUAUCAAGUUCCCCAGACCCUCGCACCUUCCCCACAACCCCAAAGAAACCCAGGUUCCCAGACUCAGACACAGACACCAACCCCCCACCCACAUUGAACCGAACCGAACCAAAACCGAACCGAAGGGAAAGAAAGUAAACCUACCGUGACUAGCCGGCCCCGUCGAGUCCGCGUACCAAGUUAGUCAACUACAAAUAAUGCGCAUACAAUAGGAUCGAUGUUACCGCAAAACUGUAUGUCCCUCCAUGAUAUUCCCAAGCGAAACGAAGAAAGAACUAUGGCGUUAUGCGUCCAGAAACAAUCCGGGUCCGUGCGAUGGGGCGCCAGCAGUGCCGGCCGUCCAGCCACCACGGCCGCCGCCCCCUCCACAUCGACCCCGCCCUCAUCUCUGCUCCGGCUACUCCUGCGACGAGGAGGAGGACUCCUUGGCGAUGCGCCAACAGACGCCGCCGCCGCCCUACAGCGCCAUGUCCUGCGCGAUGGACUGCUCCGGCUCCAACUCCGGCUCCUAUUGCCACAGUCUGAGUCUGAGCCACCACCACAACAACAACAACAACAUCAACAACAACAGCCACCCGUACCGCCGCCUGCCAAAUCACAAGGAUCCGUUGUCACCGCAACAGCCACCGCCUCCGUCAGCAUCCGACCGCUGCUGUACCGCUCCUGGCUGCAAUUGCGCAAGCUCCUGCGACGAUAUGUUGAUCGACGGAAGCGAUCAGGAGCGGAGUCGGGAGAGGGAACGGGAACGGGAACGGGAACGGAAUCCGGUUCAGGUUCAGCAGGUGGAUCGCCGGAUGCUGAGUGCCACCACCUUUGCGAACAUGUUUCGGAAUUGCUGUGGCGGCGCCUCGGAGUCCACGACCAGUGGAUCCACACCCACGAUUCCAAUCACCACCACCGCCCAUCAGCCACUAAAUCAAGUGCAGAGUGUGAAACGGAGACGCGAGGAGUUCGAUGCACUGAUGAAGCAGCUGAAGCGCAAGCAGAUGACCGAACUCCUGCUGGCGAUCAAAAGUCGCGUGGAUCCGCCGACCGGCGCCACCGUCGCCUCCACCGCUCCCACCUACCUGCAGUGCAUCCUGAUCCCCUGCGCGACGCAAGCGGAUCCGGAGCAGCAUGUGACCGCCAGCCGGCUGUUCUUCUGGGCGGGAAUGAGGAGCGGCGAGGAGCUGAAGCGACUGCCCGUCUGUCCCGCCGCCCACGACUGCAUCUACACCUGCUGCAAUCCGCUGCACUGGUUCCGCAUCCUGCACCAACCCGAAUCAGAAGCCCAACCGCCGCCAUACCAACGCUCAAAAAUGCAGAGACUGAGAGAUGCAGAUUCCGAGGAAGACUCGCAGAACGAUGCAAAUUCGGCGGCGCUGAGCACGUGGAGUGCCCAAAGCAGCAGCAUUUCGUGCAUCUUCAAGACGCCUCUCCUCGAGUCGUUCACCACUGAUGGAAAAGAUCACAACAGCAAGGUCUGGUGCCAAAUCGCCUACUGGGAGAUGGCCCACCGAGUCGGGGAGUUCUUUAACGCCAGAACGAAAGCAGUCAAUAUCUACACGGAUGGGAUCGUGGGCAGUGGGGGGGACAGCAUGUGCCUACGUGACCUUGCUCCCGCAGGCAAGCAGGUCCAAUUGGAGGCGGUGCAAACCACGCGGCAGAAGGUCGGAUUGGGGGUCACAUUGAGCCUGGAGAACGGCGAUGUUUGGAUCUACAACCGUGGAAAUACACCCGUUUUUGUGGAUUCGCCCACCCUGGCUGAAAACAUGGACCGUGUGUGCAAAGUGAUGCCCGGCUACUGCCUGAAGGCCUUUGAAACAAUUAGGGCUCAACUGCUGAGUAUGGAACAGCAAGGACAUCACCACAUGGGACCCGUCGAUUACUUCAGCAUAAAGAUAAGCUUCGCCAAGGGCUGGGGCCCCGCCUACAAAAGACAGGACAUCAUGGGCUGCCCCUGCUGGCUGGAGGUGCACUUCAGCCACCUGCGGUGACAGUAUCUGCUCCAGGCCCUUUCGGCAGGACCUCAUCCGGCAUCUGAUCACCUGGCGAAGCCGCUGGACUGCGGAUGCGACCAGGUGGGCAGCUGGCGAUCGCGCCAACUGCUUCGGAAGGCGCAGAGGCUGCUGACCAGGCUGUGCCGACAGGUGUGCGCCCUGACGGACUAUUAUCCGGCGACGAGGACGAGAUGGAGGUGCGUGGCGGGCAGGAGAUCCAGCCGCCAGCUAAGCACUAAACAACCAAUAAUUUGGAACAACAAAGGACUGCAUAAGAAAUCAUUUUAAAUGUUAAUAUACAUAAUUACGAAACAAGUUUCAAUUACUGCUAGUAGACACAUCGAAAUUAAUUUUAACGCAUCUGAGUCGCAUUAAGUGAGGAGGAGUGGAGUCGAGCAGGGCCUGCGAGUGGGGGCGAAAUACAUAGUAAUUGAUUGUUAAAAAUACUUAGCAAAAAUUGAAAUCCUGUGAUUCACUCUAUAUAUAUAUACACAUGUAGUAUGUACCGACGCGUGGGGCUAGAGCUCCAUUGCCAGUAGCUAUAUGAUAUGUAUAAAUAUUUAACUUAUAUAUAUACAUACUUAACGGAAGGCACAUCAGGGUUAACAGUUUCGAGAAUGGCAGAUAGUCUAGUUACGAUAGAACAUUCAGAAGCCACUACCGUUUUCUAUGCGAAGUUUUUAAAAGAACCCAAGCCCAUAAUUUAUACCCCACCCAAAAUAAAACCAAACAUCACUGAAAUACAAAACUGUUCAGUAGUAACUGCAUAGAUCGUAGGCUAAUAAAAAAUAACAAUAUUAAUUCAACUCGACACGGUUUUAGAAUCUAGCGCAUAGGAAUGCAAUUGGCUUUAAGAAAGCAUAUGUCAUGUUCGAACAUUAUUUGUUUUAUGUUGAUAUUUUGACUGUUUUCGUUGUCAUAACCAUACAUCCAUUUUUUAUAUUACAUCUUUUAUGUGAAAUGUUUAAAUUGAACCAAGGUACAUCAGUUAGGUAACUUAAAACUCUUUUAAUUAAAUCUAUAAUCAUCCUUCGUCUAUUCAUUGUUCACAAUCACAAGCCCCAACUUCGGUUGCAUUUCCACCUGUAGGAAAUGGCAAUUUGAGGAUUUGGUGUAUUAGUUAAAAUCCGUGCGCUAGAUCUUUUAACCUCUGUACCAAACCAAACCGUAUGUAGGCCAUCCUAGGGUCCCAGCCUUGUAUGUAUUUCGUUUUAAGAAUAAAUGCGAUCCACGUAAAACUAUUGUUACCAUUUUUCUCACUGUUAAAGGAAGACCGUGUUCAGUAAAUUCAUAAAGAAAAUAGGAACAUGCCUAUUGUAUGUAUAUUUUAAUUCCAAAAAAGCACUAUAAAAAAUAGUAACAACUUUAAACGUACUCAUGAGCAAAGUUACUAGGAUGAUUUUAAAAAUUUCUCCGCAUGUAAAAUUGCAUUGUAAGUCUGAUGACCAGACAAAAAUACAUACAAUAGCUUCAAUAUGAUCAAAUAUUUAAUCAGUGCAGUUAUACUGUUAAGUUUAAAAAAUUGUAAUAAAAUUUCAAUAUAUUUACAAAAACAA